Molecule: messenger RNA, 6166 nt
Organism: Penaeus indicus
Lineage: Eukaryota; Metazoa; Arthropoda; Malacostraca; Decapoda; Penaeidae
Product: tight junction protein ZO-1-like
Exons: 21
Coding region: 1-4062 (1353 amino acids)
Biological process (GO): protein localization to cell-cell junction; cell-cell junction organization; cell-cell adhesion
Cellular component (GO): plasma membrane; bicellular tight junction
Molecular function (GO): cell adhesion molecule binding
Source: RefSeq, a predicted model, not a curated record
AUGCUUAACGCGUGGGGAUUUCAGGGUGGGGAGCGCGUGGUGUGGGAGUUCCACAACGUGACGCUGACCCGGGUGCCUGGCUACGGCUUCGGCAUCGCGGUCAGCGGCGGACGCGACAACCCGCACUUCACCAACGGCGACCCUUCCAUCGCCAUUUCGGACGUGCUCAAGGCCGGGCCCGCCGAGGGGAAGCUACAAAUCAACGACCGACUAAUAUCAGCUAACAGCAUCAGCCUAGAAAAUGUGGACUACGCCCGCGCGGUGCAGGUGCUUCGGGACUCGGGCGCCGCCGUGCAGCUGGUGGUCAAGAGAAGGAUCGUGCUGCCCGCCGCGCCCGAGGCCCAGACGCUCAAGGUCACCCUCACCAAAAAUAAGAAGAAAGAUGAUUUCGGCAUAGUAUUAGGCUGCCGCAUCUACGUGAAGGAGAUCUCAAACAAGGCGAGCGUUGAGAAGGAUGGCAACCUGAAAGAAGGCGAUGUGCUCCUACGCAUCAACUCGACGUCGACCGAGAACAUGACGCUGAAAGAAGCACGGAAGGUCCUUGAGAGCACGAAGGAGAGGCUGCAGCUCCUGGUCCGGAGAGACCCUCCUCCUCCCAUGAUGGCUCCUCCAGAUCACACUGUCAAGGAUAUCCGCAAUCCUGAGUACAGUGACACACGUCCAAACUACCCAACCCAAAACCUGUACGUUCAGCCCCCAACCCGAUCAGAACCUCAGCGUAGCAUUUAUGGUCCAGACACCCCAGAUGCGAAAAACAACCUCAUGAGGUCUGGGUAUAACCCUGGGGGCAUGUCAUCGGGGGAAGCUCCAUUUGGUUUAGAUGACCAGGGCUCCCCCCAGGAUGAUGCUCCUCCCCCACGUCCUCCCCUCCCCCGUCCUGAGGAUUACUUCCCUCGUCAUGCACCUAAGGAAGGCCAAAACUCACCAUCCAAGGGCCCCAGCCUCCCGGUACCAGACCCACGUUUUGUGAGCUUCAAGAAGGAGGGGAGUGUGGGUAUACGAUUAACAGGCGGCAACGAGGUAGGAAUUUUCGUGACGGCAGUGCAGCCCGGAUCGCAGGCUCAGCUCCAAGGACUUAUACCAGGCGAUAAAAUACUUAAGGUUAACGACAUGGACAUGGCAGGCGUAACGAGAGAGGAAGCAGUUCUUUACCUCAUGAGUCUUCAGGAUCAGAUUGACCUCAUUGUACAGACACGUAGGCAAGACUAUGAACUCAUUCUCAACAAUCAAAAGGGAGAUCUCUUUUACAUAAAGACACACUUCCAUUAUGAACCCAAUGGAAAAUCUGAACUGAGCUUCCGUUCUGGAGACAUCUUUCGUGUUGUAGACACAUUGCACAAUGGUGUUGUAGGGGCAUGGCAGGUUCAUAGAAUUGGUAGGAACAACCAAGAGACACAGAAGGGUAUAAUACCCAACAAAGCACGUGCUGAGGAGCUGGCUACAGCACAGUUCAAUGCUGCAAAGAAAGAGCAGACUCAGUCUGAGUCACGUAGCGGAUUCUUCAAGAGACGGAGAAAUUCUCGCAGAUCAAAGUCCCUGGGGAAGGACCACUGGGAAGACGUGGUGUUUGCAGACUCAGUGUCAAAGUUUCCUGCGUAUGAGAGGGUGACUCUUCGACAUCCGGGCUUCGUGAGGCCAAUUGUCCUCUUUGGCCCCCUGGCAGACAUUGCACGGGAUAAGCUGCUGAAAGAAAAUCCAGAGAAAUAUGCAUCUCCACGCAUAUACAUGCGGCUCACAAUGCCUAUUCCGUGUUACGGGGGGUAUCCGUACCCCUCACUCCGGGAACUUGACAGCAGUGGAGAGAAACCAUCUGGCAUCAUCCGCCUAAGUGCCAUCCGUGAGAUAAUGGACCGAGGCAAACAUGCAGUACUGGAUAUCACACCCAAUGCAGUAGACCGUCUCAACUAUGCUCAGUUCUAUCCUGUUGUCAUCUUCCUAAGAGCUGAAUCUAAGCAGAUUGUUAAAGAGCUUCGUAGUGGAUAUCCAAAGGGAAGGAUGAGCAGCAAGAAAUUAUUCGACCAGAGUGUGAAACUGGAGAAACUGUGGUCACAUGUGUUUACUGCCACCAUCAGCCUCACACAACCAGAGGCUUGGUUCCGCAAGAUCCGGGAAAUCAUCGACAAGCAGCAAAGUGGCCCCCUAUGGAUGUCAGAGACUAAGCCGACUGAGGCUCUCUCUGAUGACUUCCUCUUCCCUAUGACCUCUCGUCUGUCCUAUGCCUCCUCCCCUGAGUCGGACCUGGAGACCGGCCCUGAGUCCCGCACCCCAUCCAAGUCCCCCCAUCGCCUCCCCCCCUCCCACCACCCAUACUCAGAUUCGCGUGAGCCCAGAGGACGCAUGGUCAAGAGCUCCUCCGACCCAAGCCUGGCAGCUCCAGAAGAGGCACCUCCCAACCCCUAUGGAGGCCCACCACCUUAUGUCGCCAGUCCCACAAGACAUCAUCCUGGACCCAGUGAUGCCUACGAUGAUCGCAGAAAAUCCCACGGCGGUGACAGCAAGUAUGGCUUCGCUAGUGGAGGGUACCAUGGGUCAGACCCCUAUUCAUCCCGCCCCCCAGUGAACGCCAACAGCACUGGUGGGGGGGGAGGGGGCAUAGGCUCCAUGCCAGGCUCACCUUAUUCAUCUGUGCCCCCACCUGGGUACAGUGGUAGACCCCCUCAGCAGAGUUUGCCCCCUCCGACUCAUUCCCCCCACCAGCGCCGCUCCCCUAGUGCCCAUCCGAGCCGAGGGCCCCCGCAGAUGGGGUACUCCCCCUUAGGGCCUGGGGGGCAGAUGGCUCCACCACCCCCAUACCUCAAUGGUCACUCAGGUGAGGGAGGCCCGGAGGUGCCCCCAAAGGUAGACCGAACCAGUAAGCCCGGCAGGGUGAGGUCGGGCCAGGAUUUUGGGAGUGGGAAGGAUCUGGAUUAUGAUGCCAACUACAUGAACACAGGAAGAGGCAACAGUCUAGAGCGACAGCACAAGAGCCCCUACGACAUGAUGAACCCGUCCUUGCUUCCCAAUGCCCAUGACGACCUCAAGAGCAAGCUGCAGCACCCGCGAUCCCCGCAUGAACCGUACAGAUACUCCCGCUCCUCCUCACAGCCGCCCACCUACCGCACAGAUGACCCUUACAGAUCGUCUGACUACAAGCCACUACCUCCACCAAAGAGCAGUAACUACAAACCUGUUCCUCCACCAAAGCCUAAGAACUACAAACCUCAGCCACCUGGGAGUAUAGAAGGAGGAAUGGGCUCAUGGGAUAUGUAUGCCGAUGCACGGAAGGCAUAUGAGAGAGGGGCCUAUCACACAACCAGCAAUGGAGGACUCAGUGAUGAUUACAGUGGUCUGGACAGUGGCCAGGGCAGCAGCUUAGAUAGAAAGUAUGACACGUUUGGGAGAUCUUCGCAUAAGGUGGCAUCAUCUGGUAGCAGAAGUGGGUACUACCUGAAUGUGCCCCCACCUCGAGAUAUGGCCCUUGCUGGCGGUGGACAAGGUGGGGGACCAGGGGGUAGAGACCUCCCCAAUCAUGACCACAGAGGAAGUGCUUUUGAAUUGUACAAGAAGCCUCCUGACCCCAGAGGUCCUGGCGGGCAUGCUGGUGUACCUGUGUACUCAGACCCAAGCAACAGCAGGCGGUCGGUAGCAGAGGAAGGCAAACAUAAGGUGAUAGCCACAGCGCGGGGGGUGUAUGAUCACAAGGGGGGAACUCUCACCUCUGAGGAAACAGGGGUGUCCAUAAUCAUUCCCCCAGGGGCCAUUGCCAAGGGCACCAAACAGGAGAUUUACUUCAAGGUGUGCCAGGACAGCUCGCUGGUCCCUCCGCUCGACCAAAACAAAGGUGAGACUCUACUCAGUCCUCUGGUGAUGUGCGGCCCUCACGGUCUCCAGUUCAAGCGACCUGUUGAGCUGCGACUCCCUCACGCUGCCUCCGUGUCCCCCAACACCUGGAGUUUUGCUCUGAAGUCUUCUGAUACGCCCACCGGCCAACCAACGCAGUGGACCAACAUGUCUCUGGCCGACGCUCCACACUCGUCACACGUGGGCGCUAACUGCGUGUCUGUCUUAGUCGAUCACUUCUGAAGGCCCAUGUGUAUUGAACAUGACUGAAUGCUCGUGUUUUGUGAAAUCCUUAAAGAUUUUAUGCAUUGUCAGCCAGUCUUGCUGCAACUUUCGGCUGACAAGGUUUUGGACACUUUUUAUGAACUAUUGCCAAACCACCAUUUUCGUCUCCCACUUUUAAAACUUUUUGACCAAGUGCUACUGAACUAAAACUGACUGCCCAUGAUUGCUCUGAACAGUACUUCUCCUUCACACCUAUUAUGGAUGCUUUUUAAAAUGUGUGGUCUUUGCAAUGUGUCAAAUGUUAUUUAUAACCACAAAGCUAUGUGACCAGUGUUGUUAUUAAAGGGUUCUCUUGUUUAUGUUUCCCUAUCCAAGAUAUCCAUGUCUUAUUCCUCCUAAGAUGCAAUACAGUGAAUUCUAUGUGUUCUAUGUGCAACAAUAGAAAAAAACAGCUUUUUCAUUGUUUGGAGUUGCAUAAAUCAAAUAAAUAUUUUGUGGAGGAUGUACGGAUAGGUUUAUGUUCUUCCUUGUGUAACAGAGUUAAGGUUCAUUUGCUGCUGUUGAUAUCAUAAGCAGUAUAUGAUACGUGCAUUAUAGUGGGAAAUGUACAUCACAGGAAGUACCAAGGUAUGUCUAAACAAAGUUGUAUGGCCCAGUUUGCCUCUCAGAUUAUUCUCAUUUUUGUGAACUCAUCUGUGCAUGCCUUUUAUUUACAAAUGUUAUUGUUAUGUAUUUCACACCUUUUCAACAGUUCAAAAUGUCAUUCGUUGUGAAGCUAUGGAACUUAUGGUUGUCUAACCACGCAACUUAUUACUGUUGUAACCAAUGGUUGUUUUGUGUUGACCUUUAACGGGUAGGGAGUAGCUUGAACAAUCAGUGGUUUGUAAUCUUGCAAAAUGUUUGUCAGUUUGUUUCCUUCACUACUGGGAUUAAUGUUGAAUAUUUCUGGAAAAAAAAUAUUAUUUUUGCUAUUAGACAAAUAAACUAUAUCCACAAUAUCUUUUCAUUAGAAAAAGAAUUAAAUAUGGUUGAGCAUGUUUGUUAGCAGAACCCAAUAGUGCUGUGCUUAUGCUCAAUUUUAGUUUUGAGUAUAGAAAGAGGUUUGUAAAUUGACAAUAACUAGGUUCUAAAACCAUGUGAGUGCAUAUAAGAUUGUCUGACUUAUAAUUUAUAUUUUUAAACUUGUUAUCAGAGUAAAGUGACAUUCAUAUUUUAUGCAUGAAAAGACAUGGCUAUUAUUCCUAAUGAUUUUUAAUGAAAAUUACUCUACUCUAAUUUUAAACCUUCUCUAAUGUUAAAUUUAGCAGGUGCAACAGCACAUCACCUUUACAAAGUCUUGUUAUUGGUGCACAAGUCCAUUUUCAGUUUGCAUUUACACCCCAGCAGUUGUUGCUGUAACUGUGUUGGGUUAGGUAGUUUUAACAAAAAAUGCAAAAAGCACAAUAUGACCAUCAGUAUUGAAACAUACAUUGCAUAGAAAAAGUGCCUUCCAUGUUUCAUUAUAUUUAUAGAGUGAAAUAACAAAGUCAUGGAUUAUCCAACUUGCCUGCAAUACUAUUCUAAGGCAUUUCAGUUGUCAAUGCAUCUUUGCUGAUUUGUGUGUAUAUAUAUACAUAUAUAUAUAUCCAUAAUUGUACAGUACUUUAAUUUUGUAAUUCACCUUCUUCUGCAAAGAAUUCAUCUUCUGAGGGCAGCUGGGUUUAGAAGGAGUUUGCUGGUGAAGCCAUCAGAAGAAUGGUCAGUCAUCUUACAUGUAUAGAAUCAAUAAUUUAUAAGCCAUAAAAUUCUGCAAUGUGGACUCUUCAUUAUUGACUGACCUCAUAACAGUGUGAGAGUGCAGCAGAACCAUGGAGCAAAUUACCUGUUGUGUCAGUAUUGUUAUCCAGUCAUUAGAUGUUGUCCUCGCUCGUUCAGCCUGUUAGUCUGUUGGUCCGUUUCAAGUUAACUAGUCUAAAUUACAAAAAAAGUUUGAGGUUAAGAAUUAUAAAGUCUUAUGUUAUCAUACAAACAACGAAUCUUAUUUCUGUACAUAUGGAAAUUAUUGUGUUCCAGUAGUAAUAUUCAUGUAUAUUACAAAAAUUUGUAACCAAUAGAAGAGUGUUAAAUAAAAUGGAACUAUUUC